AUGGCAGCCGUGGGUGGCGCACCGGCCCGGUGGACGGCGGCGGUGCUGUCGAGGGCUCAAAACGCGAGACGACUCAAAACCCUUGCCUUGGUUGACCUCUCCGCCUCCUGCCCCUCUUACUUCCUCCGCCAUUGCCCCCGCCCGCGCAUCCCUCCGCCCGUCCGCGCCCUCUUUCUUGCGCCAUGUCACUCCUUGGAUGCCUCUCUCUCCCCCUGCACGCUGCGCGCACAUUGGACAUGGGGCGGCGCAGCAGUGCGCGGAGCCACGCUCAUACCCCUGCGCCUGCGCCUGCCCUGCCCUUUCCGCCAUCCGCGCCUGCCAUGUCCGCCUGGCGCAGAGGGGCAGCGGGAGGAGGAAGUGGGGGAUGGGGAGGAGGUGGAGAUGGAGGGGGAGGGGGAGGGGGAGGGGGAGGGGGAGGAGGAGGGGGAGGGGGAGGGGGAGGGGGAGGAGGAGGAGGAGGGGGAGGGGGAGGAGGAGCGCGGAGGGCGAUGGUGGAAGAUGGAGUGA
Messenger RNA from Closterium sp. Naga37s-1, 507 nucleotides. NCBI's taxonomy places the organism in Eukaryota, Viridiplantae, Streptophyta, Zygnematophyceae, Desmidiales, Closteriaceae. The record is from the annotation of a GenBank genome assembly.